This is a messenger RNA of Prinia subflava (tawny-flanked prinia), 6152 nucleotides long. RefSeq names its product activin A receptor type 1C (gene ACVR1C). Gene Ontology annotation, biological process: cellular response to growth factor stimulus; activin receptor signaling pathway; protein phosphorylation. Gene Ontology annotation, cellular component: activin receptor complex; plasma membrane. The transcript is spliced from 9 exons. Gene Ontology annotation, molecular function: ATP binding; activin receptor activity, type I. Lineage: Eukaryota; Metazoa; Chordata; Aves; Passeriformes; Cisticolidae. The record is from RefSeq and is a predicted model, not a curated record. The coding region runs from base 302 to 1780 and encodes 492 amino acids.
CGGGGCCGGUGAGCGGCACCGGCGGGGGAGCAGCACCGGCCCCGGGAGUGGCACCGGCCCCGGGAGCGGCACCGGCCCCGGGAGCGGCACCGGCCCGGGGAGCGGCACCGGCGGGGGAGCGGCACCGGCCCCGGGGAGCGGCACCGGCCCCGGGAGUGGCACCGGCCCCGGGAGCGGCACCGGCCCCGGGAGCGGCACCGGCCCCGGGAGCGGCACCGGCCCGGGGAGCGGCACCGGCGGGGGAGCGGCACCGGCCCCGGGGAGCGGCACCGGCCCCGGGAGUGGCACCGGCCCCGGGGCCAUGCGGGGCGCGCCCGGCUCCGCGCUGCGGGCGGCGCUGCCGCUGCUGGGAGCCGCCGUGUCCCUCUGCGCAGGCCUGCAGUGCGUGUGCCAGCUGUGUGAGCACACCAACUUCACCUGCCAGACGGAGGGCGCCUGCUGGGCCUCGGUCAUGCUGAGCAACGGGCGCGAGGAGGUGGUCAAGUCCUGCGUGUCCCUGCCCGAGCUGAACGCACAGGUCUUCUGCCACAGCUCCAAGAACGUCACCAAGACCGAGUGCUGCUACACCGACUUCUGCAACAACAUCACGCUCCGCCUGCCCCUCGCGGCGGCGGCCCCGGGCGCGGCGCGGCGCUCGGCGGUGCCGGCGGUGGCGGUGGCGGUGGCGGCGGUGGCGGUGGCGCUGGUGGCGGUGCUGGCGGCCUGCACGGCGCGGGGCUGGCGCUGCCGCGGGGCCAGGCCGCCCAACGUGGAGGAGCCGCUGUGCGAGGGCAGCCUGGUGAGCUCCGGGAAGACGCUGAAGGAUCUCAUCUCCGACAUGACCACCUCCGGCUCCGGCUCCGGUCUGCCCCUGCUGGUCCAGAGAACCAUCGCGAGGACGAUUGUGCUGCAGGAAAUCGUGGGGAAAGGACGGUUUGGAGAAGUCUGGCGCGGGAAAUGGUGCGGGGAGGACGUAGCUGUGAAGAUCUUCUCCUCCAGAGAUGAGCGCUCCUGGUUCCGGGAGGCAGAGAUCUACCAGACGGUCAUGCUGAGGCACGAGAACAUCCUGGGCUUCAUUGCUGCUGACAACAAGGAUAACGGGACGUGGACUCAGCUGUGGCUUGUCUCCGAGUACCACGAGCAGGGCUCCCUGUUUGACUACCUGAACAGGGGCACGGUGGCCGUGGAGGGCAUGGUCAGGCUGGCGCUGUCGGUGGCCAGCGGCCUGGCCCACCUCCACAUGGAGAUCGUUGGCACACAAGGGAAGCCAGCGAUCGCGCACCGGGAUCUGAAAUCCAAGAACAUCCUGGUGAAGAGGAACGAGACCUGCGCCAUCGCCGACCUGGGGCUGGCGGUGAAGCACGACUCGGUGCUCAACACCAUCGACAUUCCCCAGAACCCCCGCGUGGGCACCAGGAGGUACAUGGCCCCCGAGAUCCUGGAUGACACAAUGAACAUGAACAUCUUUGAGUCCUUCAAGCGAGCAGACAUUUACUCCCUGGGGCUGGUGUACUGGGAGAUAGCGCGGCGGUGCUCCGUGGGAGGAAUCACUGAGGAGUACCAGUUGCCUUACUACGACCUUGUGCCUUCUGAUCCUUCGAUAGAAGAUAUGAGAAGGGUUGUCUGUGAACAGAAGCUCAGACCAAGUAUUCCAAACCAGUGGCAAAGCUGCGAGGCGCUGCGGGUGCUGGGCCGGCUGAUGCGGGAGUGCUGGCGUGCCAGCGGCGCUGCGCGCCUCACCGCGCUGCGUGUCAAGAAGACCAUCUCACAGCUCUGCGUGCCCGAGGACUCCAAAGCCUGAGGGGCCUCCCCGCCUCCGGGACGGGAGGGGAAGGCGCUCUGCUGCCCAUCUUCCCACGUGUGACAGUAUUUUUGUUCCUGGUCUACCUCAGAUACCGCGGUUCAGCGCUGCGGUGCCCCGGGCAGAGCACCGGCCCCGAGCGCUGCGGCCGGCCCUGGGGCCAGGCAGCUCGGGACUCAGAGUUCGGGCUUGGGACAGCAAGUCUGUGACUUGCUUUGGUUUUUUUGAGUAAAUCAGACUCCAGUGAAUUGCGGGAAGGAGCUUAAAGCAUCAUGACAGUGUAAAAAUACCUUUUGCUGUUGUGCUUUUCACCCUUGUCGGACCCCAAACGUCCUGGAAGUGUCUGGUGUUGGUUAAUGCCUGUUUGUGAGAGAAACCUCAUAUUCUGUCCUCAAACCAAGUAAAAGACCAAAUCAACCCAGCUUCCCCCCCCCUCCUUUUUUUUUCCCAGGUAUUUGAAAAGGGGUUGUCAGUAAAUGCACUUUGAAUUACUAUAUAUAUAAUUAACCAAGCAGUUAGAAAAGAUGGCAAUUCCACCAAGUGUGUACACUGUGAACAAAACCAUUGAGUCAGUUCCCUAUUUGUUUUUAUUAUCUCAAUUUCAUGUAUACUACCAUGGUUAAAAUUUGAGUUGUUUUACUCUGUCUUUUGUUCAUCAAACAGAUCAAUCGAGGGAUGACUUUUCCUUUUAACAAUUAGUAGGAAAAAUACUAGAGCCAAUCCUUUUCUGUUAGCUGUGAAGGGAUAGAACAGGAGAAAUUCUAGCUAAACUGAGAAAAUAUUUAUUUUUAACAAUGUCUUUCCUAUCACUGAAAGCAUUUUUUUAGUGCCUUUUGAUAUUUUAGGGGAAAGCUUCACCAAAAGUAAAUGCAGCCUGUUCAGAGGUUUCCUAUAGAAUUGUGUAACAGCACCAGGCUGGUGAUGAAUAUUAACAUUUCUGACCAGGUUUCCAAAAUAUCACAAGCCAGCAAAGUGAGUUGUUGUGUUAAAAUUCAACAGUAUUCUGGCAUUUUGUGAAUUUUGGCCCACUCUGUGGCCCACAUAUUUGAAUAUAGUAUUGGAAUAUUUUUAAUAGGCAAAAUGAUACAUUUAAUAGUCUUAUGGUUCUUUAAAUGUUCCUAAAUCCAGCUGGCCAUGGAAAUGAAUCCCAAAGACGUUUCCAGGAGAGCAAAGCUUUGCAGAACCUGCUGUGGCCCCGCAGCUCGGUGGCAGGCAGCUGUCGGCUGGUCCAUGUGCAGAUCAGUCUUUGGGGAAAAUCUCCCGACUGGAGCUUGUGGGAAGAACGUGUCCAGCUCUCAGUGGGGCGGUGGUGGCGUCACUGCGGGUCCAUCCUGAUGUCCUCCUCCUCAGGAUAUUGGGGACCCUUCGUGGCUGUUAAUUGCCCAUGAAUAGGUUUGAUGCAGUUUCCCCGUUUGCACAGGGUUCAGUCACUCCUGCUUCCCCUGCACAGCGCAGGGCAGUGAGCAGUGCAGAGUGUUCCCCGAGGCUGCAGGCAGGUUUUUCUCUGAUAGAAUUAAGGUUGUCUUAGAGAUUCUCGGCAGCCGGGUCUGCUGGGAUGUGUCCCUGCCCAAGGCAGGGAGGUAAAACGGGACAAGCUUUGAGGUCUCUUCCAACCCAAUCCAUUCUGGGCUUCUGUGAUUCAAUUCUCAUGUGCUUCAGCCACCCCCUGGAGCUCAGUGAUGUGACUUUGUUGGCUGUUUGAGGGGUAAUCUUGGCAACUGCACGAUCCAAAGCCUGCUGCUGACUUGACUAUCAGAAAAAAAUUGCAAACCUAAGAUCCAGCAUCUGUUCUUGUAGGAUGUACAAGAACAUACUUUAAAAAAUCCUUAUCUUAAAAAGGAAGAAUCAAAGCUUUAUUUUUUAACUGGGAAAAGAGUUUCAGUUUUCAGUUUCCCCCGUGGAGUCUCUGAAAAUUGUUGAGCAGCCUGGUAAUUUGAACAAAACCCUUUUGGUGCCUGGCUGGGAAGUGUGGGUGGAGGAUGCUCAGCUCAGCUACUCCUCACACAGGUCACAGCUCCAGCCCCAGGAGUGCUUUAACCUUUUCCCUGGACAUAUCUCUUGGCAUCAGACAUCAUGGUCUGUUUGCCCUGGCUUUUCACCUAACUCAGUAUUUUUGCACUGGUUUUCUUUUCUCUUUUGUUGUUGAGAAGUGAAUGUACAUUUUGAUGAACCAGAGCUGAACAUAACUGAGCCAAGGGGCUGGUGUUGUACUGAGCUCUGAAAUGUUUGUAAACUCUACACUCCUUCAGAAAAACUCCAAAGAACCCUUGUUUUAGUGGCCUUUCCCCUCCGUAUGGGUUUGUGUUCUAAUUUAAGCACAGAGGUUAUGCCAAGACACUUCUGUGCAGUUUAGGGAGGCUUGGGUUUCCUCAGAGGUUACAAUGUUCCUGAUAAUCUUCACUUAAAGCACAAGCUCUUAAGCUCAUGAACCUUUUCAAGGUCAAGGAUGCUCAAAACCUGUCACCACAUUCAGCCUCUCCUAAUCGAUGCUUCUAACUGGGGGGAGUUACCAAUAUUUUAUAAUUUGCUUCUAAUAACAAUCUAAGUUUAAUGUAGGAAUUAUGCACUGAAAGGGAAAGUUAAUUAAUGUUUCUUGUAGCACCAAAUUUUUUUUGUGUUACUUGAACUGCUGCCCCCAGACACUCCUUUAGAAAUUCAGGUUGUAAUCUCCUCUGCGCUUCCCUGCUCUUAUAAUUUGCACUUAAUCAAGCUCAUGCCCUCACAUGACACUGUAAAGAAUCCUACAAUAUCUUAGUCAUUGCUAUGUCACUUUGCUUGGUACUAGAUUCAGGAAUUAGAAAUAAAUUAGUUUAGAAAUAUGCCCAGUCCCUGCAAUGGGUCUGGACUUUGAGCAGGGCAAGUUCCUCUCAGUCCCCGUCUGCCCGGAGCUCCUGUGCCAAGGGUGGGCUCGAGGCUGCCCCCAGCUCCCCUGGCUCGUGGGAAGGGCUGUCUGGGUUUUGCCUGGGGCAGGAUGGCAGGAGAGGGGCAGGGGUGGCACUGCAGGGCUCUGAGCACGGUGCCACAGGUGGGCACAGGCCCUGCUGCCUCCUCUGGCUGCACAGGCGGGAGGCACAAGGAAUCUUCGUGUGGAUGAAGGUUACGGCUCAACCCCCUGCUCUGGUUCUGCAGGGUCUGUGAGGACGUCCUUGGGGUGUCCCUGAGGUGUCCCUGGGGAGCCCUGGGGUGUCCCCAGCAGCACUGCAGGCGUGUCCCCUCCUCUGCCCUUGGCUGUGCCAGCUGUGUGUCUGUGACUCGCCAUGGGCCGUGGGACCCCACCCCCCAAAGCUUUUAGGGAAAGGUGUCCAUGUUCUGCUCUAAAGGGCAGAACGACAUUAAUGAAUGUACAGGGAAUAAGCAUUGAGGUACAAUAUAUUUCUACAGAAUAUAGAAAUGUGCAAUAAAUUGUAACUUAUGCUGAAUGUAUUUUUGGCAUCAAUGGACCAGAUGUAUUUUGAAUGUAGCUAUUUUGUCUAAGCCUGCUGUGGUUCUCAGUCCCUACGAAAAACGUGUCAUAUUUUGUCAAUCUACAAACCACUUCCUGAGUUGUAUGUUUUUAAAAGAAGCAUUAGUAUUUUAUCUGGAACACUGUAAUAUUUCUGAACUAAGUAUAGCAGAGCUAACUUCAACCCUUGUGUUGUGAAAUAUCUGAUCUGUGUACACUGCAGAGUUAUUUUUAAAACUAUUGCUAAAGUUAUUGCUCGAUAUUGCAGCUGCCUGGAUGUAAAUAAUGGUUUGGCUGUUGUAUUUUGUAUGUGGAUUUGGGGAAGACGUGGCAAUUUUAAUAAAUUCAGCAUACUCUGCCCUUUGUGUUCCUGUGGCCUGGAACUGUUCUUAUUUUCAUCGUGUGAGGAGAGAAGGGUUGAGCCUGUCUGAAGCUGUAGAAACCUUCACUCGUGGCUCUUGCACACACACCAGUGUGAGCUCUCACUGAGCUCCCUUUCAAGCAAGGCUCCCUGAUCCUGCUCUUGCAGCUUUUGAGAUUUUCAGUGGUGUAAAUCUGAGAGGGACCAGCUCACAGCUCACCCUGAGCACCUCAGCUCUGGAGUGUUUAUGCUCGAAAAUUCCCCUGACAUAGCCAGGAAAUUAUCUGGGAAUUUAAAUCAGGUGCUUUUUUUAACUUAAGGCAUGUCAAAAUGAAAUCUGCCAUGCUGUGACCCAAGAAACUUCAGUGGCAUUUGAAGGAUACUGUGGGCUUUUUUUUUUUUUUUUUCUUUUCUUUUUUUCUUAUUUCUUAAAAAGACCUUUGCAUUACAGCAAUGACUGGUGAACUCUCAGGUCCCUGCACAUCUCCAGGACGGUGUCAUUGCCGCGGUGCUGGCUGUGCCCGGGCAGUCGGGCUCAGGUCCCGAUGCAGCCGCAGCCGCCGGGGGCU